Molecule: messenger RNA, 2664 nt
Organism: Ictidomys tridecemlineatus (thirteen-lined ground squirrel)
Lineage: Eukaryota; Metazoa; Chordata; Mammalia; Rodentia; Sciuridae
Gene: F11
Product: coagulation factor XI
Biological process (GO): proteolysis
Cellular component (GO): extracellular region
Molecular function (GO): serine-type endopeptidase activity; protein binding
Source: RefSeq, a predicted model, not a curated record
UCUGUGUGUGUCACUUGUCAAGUAUACAAUAAAAAGAUCCUAAAUAAGUUUAGUGUAUUGAAAAAGCUAGUUACUCUCUUAAGGUACAUUUCUGAUACACAGAGUUUUUAAAGACUUUCCUGGAUAUGCUGUAUGAAAGGUUACUUAACGUUAAAAACCAGGAAAAAUAAAUAUUUGAGUGAGCAUACCUACACAUGCUUAUUUAGGAAAGAAUAAAGACCCCUUUGGAAGAAGAAAAACACCCUUAUUGAGAAUUGCAGCAAAUAAGCAAACAAGGUAUUUUCAGGAUGAUCUUAUUAUGCCAAAUGGUACAUUUCAUUUUAUUUGCCUCUGUUUCUGGUGGAUGUGUGACAAGGCUGUUCAAAGACUCCUACUUUCAAGGAGGGGACAUUGCUACUGUGUUUACACCGAGUGCCAAGUACUGCCAAGUGGUCUGCACCCACCACCCAAGAUGUUUGCUCUUCACUUUUAUGGCUGAAUCGUCAGCUGAAGAUCCUACCCAAUGGUUUACCUGUGUCCUAAAAGACAGUGUCACAGAAAUACUGCCAAGGGUGAACAUGACAGGAGCGAUUUCUGGAUAUUCUUUCAAACAAUGCCCACACCAAUUAAGUGCUUGCCACAGAGAUGUUUACAUGGACCUGGACAUGAAAGGAAUGAACUAUAAUGGCUCUAUUGCCAAGAAUGUUCGAGAAUGCCAAGAGAGAUGCACAAAUGACAUCCACUGUCACUUUUUCACAUACGCAGGAAAGGAUUUUCCCAGCACAGAGCAUCGUAAUAUUUGUUUGCUGAAGUACACCCAAACAGGGACACCAACCAAAAUAACGAAGCUCCGCUAUGUGGCAUCUGGAUUUUCACUGAAAUCCUGUGCGCUUUCUAACCUGGCUUGUAUUAGGGACAUCUUCCCUAGUACGGUGUUUGCAGACAACAACAUCGACAGUGUUUUGGCUCCAGAUGCUUUUGUCUGCCAACGCAUUUGUACUCAUCAUCCCAGUUGUCUGUUUUUUACCUUCUUUUCCCAAGAAUGGCCAAAAGAAUCUCAAAGAAAUCUCUGUCUCCUUAAAACAUCCGAAAGUGGAUUACCAAGUACACGCAUCAAGAAGAACAAAGCUCUUUCUGGUUUCAGUCUACAAACCUGCAGGCAUAGCAUCCCAGUCUUCUGUCAUUCCUCAUUUUACCAUGACACUGACUUCUUGGGAGAAGAACUGGACAUUGUUGAUGUGAAAGGUCGUGAAGCCUGCCAGAAAAUGUGUACUGAUGUCAUCCGCUGCCAGUUUUUCACCUACUCCCCACCUCAAGAAUCAUGCCAUGAAAAGAAGGGCAAAUGUUACUUAAAACUUUCUUCCAAUGGCUCUCCGACUAAAAUACUUCACGGGAGAGGAGGCAUCUCUGGAUAUACACUAAGGUUAUGUAAAAUGGAUAAUGAGUGCACAACCAAAAUCAAACCCAGAAUUGUUGGAGGAACUGCGGCAGUUCAAGGCGAGUGGCCAUGGCAGGUAACACUACACGUCAUGUCACCUAUCCAGAGACACCUCUGUGGAGGCUCCAUCAUUGGAAACCAGUGGAUAUUAACGGCUGCACAUUGUUUUUAUGGUAUAGAGUCACCUAAAAUUCUGCGUGUCUACAGUGGCAUUGUAAAUCAAUCGGAAAUAAAAGAGGGUAGUUCUUUCUUUGGGGUUCGAGAAAUAAUAAUUCAUGAUCAGUAUGAAAUGGCAGAAAGUGGAUAUGAUAUUGCUUUGUUGAAACUGGAAACAACCAUAAACUACACAGACUCUCAACGGCCCAUAUGCCUACCUUCCAAAGGAGAUAGAAAUGUAAUAUACACUGACUGCUGGGUGACUGGAUGGGGGUACAGAAAACUGAGAGACAAAAUACAAAACACUCUUCAGAAAGCCAAGAUCCCUUUGGUGUCCAACGAAGAAUGCCAGACAAGAUACAGAGGGCAUAAAAUAACCAAUAAGAUGAUUUGUGCAGGCUAUAAAGAAGGAGGGAAGGAUGCUUGCAAGGGAGACUCAGGGGGGCCCCUGUCCUGCAAGCACAAUGAGGUCUGGCAUUUGGUGGGCAUCACAAGCUGGGGGGAAGGCUGUGCUCAGAGGGAACGGCCAGGCAUCUACACCAACGUGGCCAAGUACAUAGACUGGAUUUUGGAGAAAACUCAAGCCACAUGAAGGAGUCUCCAGGUGCCUUUUGUCCCCUGAACAGCAGGCCAGAUUGCUCCCUGGAAGAGGGAAGAGGAUGUUGUUACCCCUGAAGAAGAGACCAUGAUCCCAAGUCUCCUCCACAGUCACAAGCCCAAAGGGUGUGGUAUUCGUAAGAAAAUACCCAGAGGAAAACACACCGUCAUUUUCAAAACUCCCAUUCUUGGAUAAUCACAAUUGUUUUCAGCACCUAGCUUCUUGCUUUCUGAUCACACUUUCACUCAGUCAAAGAAAUUUUUGAAGAUUAAAAUAUGGCAGAUAUUAGCAGAAAAGGAUCAAGUACUGGCACCAAGGAAUCAGGUAGAACUGCUAAAAGAAACCACCACAGGAAAAAAAAAAGAUGCAUUCAAUGAAAGUGGUAACUGGAAGAAAUGGAAAUAAGAACUGUCCCCAUUAAUUUGCAAUUGUCUAUACUCUGCCUACACCAACACGUUUCUUCAAUAAAGAAUUAGAUUGAAUUCACUGACAA